This is a messenger RNA of Papaver somniferum (opium poppy), 2129 nucleotides long. Its product is annotated as putative NAC domain-containing protein 94. Gene Ontology annotation, molecular function: DNA binding. The record is from RefSeq and is a predicted model, not a curated record. Lineage: Eukaryota; Viridiplantae; Streptophyta; Magnoliopsida; Ranunculales; Papaveraceae. The transcript has 3 exons. Bases 708 to 1904 code for a protein of 398 amino acids. Gene Ontology annotation, biological process: regulation of DNA-templated transcription.
UAAGAAUAGAAGCAACUGUAGAAAGAAUAGAACUUCGGAUUUUUGGAUCCUUAAACAAACAAGUAAAAUAAUCAGAAUAUCUUAACUCUUAAAAGGGUCUCACAGGAAUUUGCAGAGAAUCUUUGGGAUUGAAUAUAAAUUUGAAAUCUUGUAUUGGAAUUUGUUUUUUUAUAUGUUAGAAGCUCUUGUUUUGUUUUGAUUUGUAAGUUUUCAUGACUGAUUUUUAUAAUCUCAAAAAUCUGCUGAAAUUGUAGUCAUCUUGAGAUACUUCAAAUUUGGAUUUAAAAACCACAUCAAAUGGUGUUAAGAGUGGUUUCAUGGAGAAGAGAUUGAAGGAGUAGUCCUUUCCCAUUUAAAAUCAGAUCUCUUUGACUUUGGGUUUCUUGGUAGUUGUUCACUUAUGUACAGUAAGAGUUCUAUGUUAUAAAUUUAUAAUAGGAUCACAUAAUUCUAUACACUAAUACAGCGUCUAUUACAGUAAUCCCCGAAAAGGCGGCUGAAGCUUCGGAAGAUAUCACCUUCUUGGGAACCAUAUAAUGACCUUAUAAACCAACAUUUCAUUGAAGUUCUCUUCAUGUUAUAGCUAGCUUUUUGCGUUCAUCACUCACUCGCUACAGUUCAAGAGAAAGAUCACCAUCUUUCAUUUUGUUUCAGCUGCUCUACUUUUUCACCUCAGUUUCAGAGCUGCUUAUUAGCCAGCCGGAGAGAUGGAUGACAAGUAUGAUUCUGAUAAGUUGGAUGAUAUUAUGUUGCCUGGUUUUCGGUUUCAUCCGACUGACGAAGAGCUUGUGGGGUUUUAUUUGAAGAGAAAGAUUCAACAGAGACCUCUUUCAAUUGAACUUAUAAAGCAGCUUGAUAUCUACAAAUAUGAUCCAUGGGAUCUUCCAAAAGAGCUGUCGACAACAGGAGAAAAAGAAUGGUAUUUUUACUGUCCAAGGGACAGAAAGUAUAGAAACAGCGCGAGGCCUAAUCGAGUAACUGGAGCUGGUUUCUGGAAAGCCACUGGGACGGAUCGACCUAUUUACUCGUCAGAAGGAACAAAGUGCAUCGGCCUUAAGAAGUCCCUUGUGUUCUAUACAGGUAGAGCAGCAAAAGGAGUCAAAACAGACUGGAUGAUGCAUGAAUUUAGACUUCCUUCUCUCACAAAUCCAGCCACACCCAAGAGAUUUACUGACAAAACUCUUCCUGUCAAUGAUUCAUGGGCUAUUUGCAGAAUCUUCAAGAAAACCAACUCCAUGGCACAAAGAGCACUUUCCCACUCAUGGGUCUCUCCAAUACCUGAACUUAAUGGGUCUCAGAUACCUAAUAAAAAUACCAACUAUACGCAUUUCAGAAAAGAGAGCAUGUCAUGUAUUUCUGAGGCUGGCUCAACAAUCCAAUUCUCUUGUAAUAAUAAUGAUUUGCAACAGUGCUCUCCUACUAGCUUCAGUCCUAUUAAUAUCCCGUCUUACAAACCGGAUAUUAACCCAACAAUGUGCAAGCAAUCUCAGCAUCCCACUUUCAAUGGAGAUCUCUCUUCAAAUUUCAUGUUCUCGUCUCUCGAUAUGGCAGGAAAUGCCAAGUAUACAGCUGAUAUUGCUUCAAUGCUUUUAAACUUCCCUCCUGCUUUACUUGGAGAUACCGAUGAUUGCCCUGACGAUAUAAACUUUAGUGGAACACAACAAGAAUAUGGCGGUUUCUCUAGUAUGCUGCCACAAGAGAUGCAGGGAAACAUAAGUUUUGGAGAAGACGAAGAAGCUUGGUUGAGGAGAACUACGAAUACUUUGAGCGCUAAUGAUCAAUGGGGAACAGUUCGGUCAGUUGAUUUUCCUUUCAACUUACCUAUAUCAAACUUGACAUGGGACUCUCUGCCAUGUCCUAGUGACAUUUCAACAAGUUAUUCCACAAACAAGUGUUAUACUUGACCGGCCCAACCGAAGUAGUAAUUUUAUCUGUUUAAUAAUUAGUUUCCAGUUGGUGUAGGCUUAGAAACAUAUGUUGUCUUAGUUACUGUAUUAGCUAGUGUACAGUUUUUUCCCUAUUCCAACUAUUCACGUUGGAUUAGCUUAAGUCUUUCAUUUUAGCCUUUAUGAUACAGGUUAUAAACAAGAUUUUAGAAGCUUCAGAUUUUGAUUAAUGUGUUAACAUGA